AUGGGCCAGUCACACUCUGAUGAGAAUCCGCGCCGACGGUCCCGCGAAGACCUCGCACAAGAACUUGCCCUCCGGUUCAAAGACAAGUGCUUUACCUCGCUGGAGUUCUACUCGCUAAAAGAUGUAUUCAAGAGCCUCGCCGACCAACAGGGGUCUGUUCGGUACCUCAAGGAAGACACCAUUGCACGAUAUCUUGAAAUCCCCGAUAUCUUAGGCGCCUCCCCCGUCAUCUUUCAAAUGAUUUCGUACCUGGGCGCAUUCCCAUUCUUACAAGAUGCACCCGUCGUGCUGGAGCUCUCGCAAAUGGUCAUGGUUAUUGUCAUUAUGACAGAGCGGUAUAAGCGCGUGCUGGCACGAGGAUCAACUGAUAGGACCAAGCUCAUCUUCAAAAGCCUGGCUGUGUAUGACCGCAAGGUGUCAGAAGCGGGCGCUACCUUGCCUUUGACAGUGUCGAAUGAUGAAACGACGAGUAGCAAGCCUGCUAAUGGUGGUGGCGCCGACGGUGGAUUUGCCAUCGAUCUUCCUGGCGAAGAUGAGUCGUACGACGACGACGACGACCUGGUUCUCACUGCGUACGAGUUGCUGGACAUCAAAGAGGCAGUGAGGCAGGGUAGUGCUCCUGAAUUUCACGGUGCUAUAAUUCCAACCGACAACUUUCGAAAACUAGUCAUGCUUUUGCUGUUGGCUGCCCCCUUGGACGCCCAGGAAAGCUUAUCACAAUAUUCUAAUCGUGUUGCGGGAUCUGAACUCGAAUUACUUCGAUCAACUGUCGAUUGCAUUCUUUCAUCCUUUGUCGACGUCGAAACCUCACCCGGUAUCAAAUACCGCCAAUUCAAGACCAUAAUACCCGUGCUUUUCCCCUAUCUAUUCAGCAGCUUCAACGCCCUUUUUGAACACUUUCUCUUCUCCAAAAACCUCGACUUCUCGAAACAUAAAACCGCCGACCCUAGAAUGCAGCAAGAACUUGCGCCGAAACCAGCUCAGCCACUCCUUUCCGACAAAGGCGACAUCUUGAAUGACCACAUGCUUGCGCAGAUAUCCCUGUUCAUCCCCGGCUCAUCGCUCUUCCGCCGCGUACGACGCCUCUACUCUGGCAACGACGCAGGCUUCUCGAUGGGCAGCUUCGACGCCAAGGUAUUCAACUGGCGCGCACCAACCAUUCUUCUCGUCAGCGGGACCUUACUCGCUGAAACGCCGCAGGGCGGACAAGAAAAUGCCUUUGCAGAUACCCUUCCAACAAAGCGAUUUCGCAAUGGGAGCAAGUCUUCUCGAGUCACGUACGGCGUGUACGUACGCGAGCCAUGGAAGCACACACACAAGGAAUGCUUCGGAGACUCUGAAACCAUCCUGUUCCAGCUAUCGCCCGUACACGACGUAUUUCCCGCCUCAACCAUCAACACCGACUAUGUCGCCUUCACAAGGCCACCUGGCAACCAACCUUGCCUCUCAUUCGGAUGCCCGCACCCCAAGCCGUCAAAGUCCAGUCGCAGAGAAGCACACUACACGUUAGGAGCAGUGUCACUCUUGUUAAACGACUCGUUUGAGUUUGGCGUCUUCAACCACGAUUAUACCUCCCGUGGGGGCGCGUUCCAUACCAGUAUAUCUCGGACAUUCGACUUCCAGGACCGCUUUGAGAUUGAUCAGUUGGAGGUGUGGGGUUGCGGAGGGGAUGACGAGGCAAAAGCACAAGCCGAAAGGUGGGCGUGGGAAGAGAGGGAAGCAGAGGCGCGGAGGAAGAUCAACUUGGGCUCGGGCGAUAUCGAAGCCGACAGAGCGUUGUUAGAGAUGGCGGGACUAAUUGGAGGGAAUAGAAGUGGAGGAUCAAUGGGAUAG
Pochonia chlamydosporia 170 is the source of this 1833-nucleotide messenger RNA. Its product is annotated as TLDc domain-containing protein 2. The transcript has 2 exons. The record is from RefSeq and is a predicted model, not a curated record. Lineage: Eukaryota; Fungi; Ascomycota; Sordariomycetes; Hypocreales; Clavicipitaceae. Bases 1 to 1833 code for a protein of 610 amino acids.